This is a messenger RNA of Sinocyclocheilus grahami, 1184 nucleotides long. Its product is annotated as calcium-binding protein 39-like. Lineage: Eukaryota; Metazoa; Chordata; Actinopteri; Cypriniformes; Cyprinidae. The record is from RefSeq and is a predicted model, not a curated record. Gene Ontology annotation, molecular function: protein serine/threonine kinase activator activity. Gene Ontology annotation, biological process: intracellular signal transduction. Bases 321 to 1184 code for a protein of 287 amino acids. The transcript has 9 exons.
CGACGCCUCACGCCUCGCCUCAGUGAGGGAGGAAGCGCCAAUCACCGCACGGCAUCUGACCUGAGAUCAGCUCGCGCAUCACAGACCAAACCGCCACUGACGGCCGCAGAACCGAUCCCAGAUCAUUUUUUAACCGCAGAAAGCCACUCGACAGGGAGUUUGUUACAGGGCGUUUGAGUCACAGUCAGUGUUUAAUUCGCUUAUACACACAUUCCGCUGACGUUUAGCCCAGCGCGCGAGCACACACACACACAGAACCAAAGCAGCCGCGGAAGACACAGUUACAUCGCAGCACUGUUCUAAAGUCUACGGCCGCUACCAUGCCACUAUUUGGUAAACCUCACAAGAACCCCACAGAAAUUGUGAAGACCCUGAAGGACAACCUCUCCAUCCUGGUCAAGCAGGACAAGAAGACAGAGAAGGCUUCAGAGGAGGUGUCGAAAUGUCUGGUGGCGAUGAAGGAGAUCCUGUACGGCACUAACGAUAAGGAGCCACACACAGAAACGGUGGCCCAACUGGCCCAAGAGCUCUACAACAGCGGCCUGCUCAUCUCACUGGUGGAAAACCUGCAGGUCAUCGAUUUUGAGGGUAAAAAGGACGUUUGUCAGAUCUUCAACAACAUCCUGCGCAGGCAGAUCGGGACCCGCAGCCCAACGGUGGAAUAUUUCUGCUCUCAUCAGGAAGUUCUUUUCAUCUUACUCAAAGGGUAUGAGACCCCUCAGGUGGCAUUGAAUUGUGGGAUUAUGCUGCGUGAGUGCAUCCGGCAUGAACCUCUCGCCAAAAUCGUCCUCCACUCUGAACACUUUAAAGAUUUCUUUGGCUACGUGGAGAUGUCCACAUUUGACAUCGCCUCUGAUGCGUUUGCCACCUUCAAGGACCUGCUCACAAGACACAAGGUUCUGGUGGCAGAAUUUUUAGAACAGAACUAUGAUGCGGUUUUUGAUAACUAUGAGAAACUGCUUCACUCUGAGAACUACGUGACCAAGAGACAGUCUUUGAAGCUGCUGGGUGAACUGCUCCUGGACAGACACAAUUUCACAGUCAUGACACGGUAUAUCAGUAAACCAGAGAACCUGAAGCUCAUGAUGAACCUCCUGAGAGACAAGAGCCCCAACAUUCAGUUUGAGGCUUUCCAUGUCUUUAAGGUACACCUGACUUUUUCAGAAAUUGUGGAAAUUGAUUGA